AUGGCACAAGAAAACGCCAAAGUCCCUGAUCACGAAAACACAACAACGCACAAGCAAGAGGAACAAGGAACAGCAGAGUCAGAACCAACAACACCAGGCGACAAAUUCACACCCUACGACAUCCACACCUCCCCCAGAAUCCCGUCUGGACUCCCCCCAGACCUCUGGACCCUCAUCCAAUGCGCGCCCGCAAACUUUGCUCCCACCCACUUCCUCUCCGUCACCCGCAAUCUGCUCGAGAACCCUAAUCUCACUGCGUCGCAUCUCGCGCGUGCGGAGCUCUCCUACACCAGCUUCACGGACGCUACGUUCAACCCAUGCGCCAAGACGCCCGAGGACCUCGCGAGCAUCACCAAGCAUCUGCGGCCAGAAUGUCGGCCGCGGCUGCUGCGUGAUGGUGGAAUUGAGGGGUUCACGCUCGAGUAUACGGUUGUGCGGAAACUGGUGCCGCGGAAUCCGAAGCUGGAUGAUGCGUUGAUGCAGACGUGUCAUUUGUUGGUGUCUAAUGAGGAUAUCAAACUUACAAAUGGCGACAAAGAAGAAGAAGAAGAAGAAGAGGUGGUUGUGAAAGCGGAACGCUACAUGGUCGUUUACAUGCCGCAUGUUGAUCCCAACAAUGGACAUGCCCACAUCCCGUUUUACCACCCCAAAGUCCGCGCCCUGGCAAUCUUGUACACGUAUUUCCCAGCAGGGACCGGAAUAGCAGCAAAAAACGUGGCUUCAGCAGGCGUGCUCUCAGUCUACUACGACCUGUUUCCGCAGCAGCCGCUCGACAACCGGUUACAGCGGACGGCGCUCAAACUCGCAGAAGUCAUACACAAGCACGCGCGAGGGCGACAAGCCGGAUACAAGAAACGCGUGCACCACGACCAGAUUAUCGGGCAAAAGCGGUUCCAGGAUACAUAUGCGGAGCUGAAGGGGAAAUAUGCCAAAGCGCUGAUUGAAGCGUGGGUCGAGCAGACGCCGCCUGAGAAACACGUCUUUGAGGAUCUGGGCAUAGCGGCGUUUCUCGAGGAGCUGUGGAUAGAUAUGUAUGGCGGUGCGGUAACCGCUACACGCGAAGACAACGGAGAAGAAAUGACGGAGGCAUACGCCCACAGCAAGAAAGCAGCAGCAGCACAUGAGAAUUUCCCCGGUUUCGUAGACAUAGGCUGUGGCAACGGCCUGCUCGUCUCGAUACUCAACGCGCGAGGCUGGCCGGGCUGGGGCUUCGACGCGCGCCACCGGAAAUCCUGGGAUACGUUUCCGGAUGCGCAUGCGCAGAAGCUGAGGGAAAUGCUGCUUGUGCCUGCUAUCAUCCAGCCCUGCUCUCUCACGACUGCAGCAGCUACAGCAAGCACGGAAAUAUCACACACAACAACACCCCAUCACAACGGCAUUUUCCCGCCCAAAACAUUCAUCAUAAGUAACCAUGCGGAUGAACUCACGCCCUGGACACCGCUGCUCGCAUACCUCAAUGCAUCCCCUUUUAUCGCGAUACCGUGCUGCAGCCAUGAUCUGGGCGGCACGCGGUUCCGCGCCCCAGUGCAUGCGAGACAUGUGAUUCCGGAUCCGGCGACCGAGACGGCUAGGAAGAAGAAUAAACAGCCGUCGGCGUAUGCGAGCUUGUGCUCGUGGAUCUGCCAUUUGGCCGAGGAGACGGGGUAUAAGGUCGAGAAGGAGCAUUUGAGGAUCCCGAGUACGCGGAAUGUGGCUGUUGUGGGGAGGACGAGGGUUGGGCAGGGUGUGCGUGGGCAGGACGAGAAGGGCGAGUUGGAGCAGAGAUUGAGCUUCUUGACGAAACUGGUCGAAAAGGAGAUGGGUGGCUUGAGUGUUGAGCAGGUUGGGGCCAUGUGGAUGAAGAGCGGCGAUGGGUUGCUGAAGCCUGGGAAAGGUGGACAUUGA
Molecule: messenger RNA, 1884 nt
Organism: Exserohilum turcica Et28A
Lineage: Eukaryota; Fungi; Ascomycota; Dothideomycetes; Pleosporales; Pleosporaceae
Exons: 2
Coding region: 1-1884 (627 amino acids)
Biological process (GO): tRNA methylation
Molecular function (GO): tRNA (uridine) methyltransferase activity
Source: RefSeq, a predicted model, not a curated record